This is a messenger RNA of Daphnia pulex (common water flea), 2436 nucleotides long. RefSeq names its product Bardet-Biedl syndrome 7 protein homolog. Gene Ontology annotation, molecular function: protein binding. Gene Ontology annotation, cellular component: membrane; BBSome; ciliary basal body. Lineage: Eukaryota; Metazoa; Arthropoda; Branchiopoda; Diplostraca; Daphniidae. The transcript is spliced from 13 exons. Bases 84 to 2357 code for a protein of 757 amino acids. The record is from RefSeq and is a predicted model, not a curated record. Gene Ontology annotation, biological process: intracellular transport; intracellular protein localization; cilium assembly.
CAUCACAUCAUCCAGCCAUUAGCGUGUAGCCACUGUAGCCUACUCUUAGUUUCUACACGAGUGAUUCGUUUACAUUCCAACAAAUGCAACCUUCAGCUAAAUUGAAAUUACAGCGAGUCGACUAUGUGCAAGUGGCUUCUUUGAAGUGCAGCAAUUCUAUUCAACUUCUAUCAGCCAAAGGGGUCAAACAUCAGCAAAAGGUGGUUGUCGGGGAUCAAAGAGGAAUACUGCAACUCAUAUCCAUCAAAAAGGGAGAACCUUUUGUAGACUUCAAAGUUGAACUAAAAUCCCCAGUCAACUGUGUCACAGUUCAUGUCAAUAGCAACGAACCUACAAAAGAAAUGAUUAUUACAGCUACACAACAAACAGUGCAGGGCUUCUCAGCCAAGGGCAAACUAAUUUUCAAAAUGGACACAAACUUGGUAGAACCUAUUCAACAUUUGUGGAUGGCCAGCAAGGAGGAGUUGGUCGUCUCAAAUUCAUACGUCUAUAAUCAUUAUCAAGAUGGGAAGGAGGCCAAUUAUUUCCUUUCCACUGAUCGCAUCAACGCUGUAGCGGUGCUUCCUCUUAACAAGGUACCCAGUUUGACUCCGUUGCUGGGAUGCCAAGAUGGGAACAUUUAUUCCCUGAGGGACUCGUCUGUACGACACCGACUGCCUAUUGACGCUGGUAUUCCCACAGCCAUUCAACUGUUUCAAAACGAUGGAGGCACUAGCGGCGAGUGGGUGAUUUACGGAACAUCGUUGGGUCAAAUUGGACUCGUCCGAUGGAGUAGAGCUGGCCCGGCAGUACGGUGGGUUAUACAACUCCCUUCACAAACGACCGUGACGUCGUUGGAUUUUUACGACGUCAGCGACUCGGACGAUGGUGGUCAACUGAUAAUCGGUAGGGAAGACGGCGUAGUUGAAGUGUACCAAGUACCACCCGAAGAUGAUGCAGUGCACAGCCCUACCUUAAUCUUCUCACAAAAUUGCAACGACAGUAUUGCGGCAGUCCGAGGCGGAAUUAUCGGCGCAGAUGGCUUCCCGGAAAUAUUAGUAGCUACUCAACGUGGCUGGAUAUUCGGUCUAACCAGCUGCGAAUCAACAACACGGAGAAAACAACCAGACGAAGUGACAGCGGCCCGAGCCAGCAAUGCCCACGGCUCCGAACGUCGAAAGCAGCUGCAAUAUCUCAAAUCCGAAGUGGAGUUUCUAGAAAAGCAAUUUACCGAGGCGAAGAAUAACAAGUCUCCAGCGUUGCUGCCGGCCAGUUUGGAGAAGACCACGUCGGCGCAGGUCAACGUCAGGGCCAAAAUGAACUUUGUGGGCCAGCAGAAUGCCUAUUACAUUAGCGUCGAGAGUCAUGUGUCAAUCAACUUUAUUCUGGUCCAAUGUGACACCAACGUUCAACUCAUGGACGUCGAACGCAAUUUAGCUAUUUUGAGCGUAGUCGACCACGAAAAGAACGGGCCGUCUCGACUAACGGCAACUUUCCGAUGCCAAUCCAACACCACGCGACUGGAAAUGAAACUCAUUUGCGCCGAGAGGAAUACCAGCGACCAGGUGCGGUUGUACGUUUCGCCCAGCAUCCAGGAGCCACGCUUGGCUUUUUUAAAGUCAUUUCGUCUGGGUUGCUUGUGUAACCACGUGCGAUGCCAUCCGCCGGAAUCGUUCCAGUGGAGCGCAUCGACGCCCCCCAGCAGUUUGACUUUGCGAGGUGGAUUCUCUCAGGCGGAUGCCCAUAAUUGGAUCGUGUCCUGCUUACCUAACGUCCCGGAAAAAGUCCCGGCUGAUGAGGAAAUUCAUUUUUAUUUCCGUAACGAUCAGUGGCAAAGCCAGCUAGACGUCCAGUACAGGCGAGGCGAAAUCGUCUUUCUCUCGGAUAAUGUAGUAGCUUUGUCGCACGUACGUGACUUCAUUUCAAGAGAAGCCACAACGAAAAGCAUUCAACUAACAAUGAACGCCGAAGUGACCUGGGAAGCAACAGAAAUCCUCUUGCAUCACGUCCACCCUCAACUAUUGGAUCUGAUUCACCGACGUCAGCGCAAUGCGUUAGCCUUGGCAUUGCAGGAAGCGGCAACAGACCAGCUGGCUCUAGACGCCACCGGUGAUGCAGAUUGGAUGACGGCAGAGUUACGCGACAUCGUCCUGGCGGCAAAAGAAAAUCAGCCAUCCAAUCAUCAACAUACAACUGUCGAACAGUAUCAAAAUUUUCUACUCGACUUGUUCGCAAGCCACAGAGAAUUCCUCGGUGAGCUCGAGGUGAGAAGCUCUCACAAGUUUUCCUUACUCGCCAACAUGUUAGCCGACACGGCCGUACGCACUGAAGCGUUCGUUGAACAGUUCAGGUCUGACGAUUUGUCUACUGUUGUUUAACAAAAAGCGUAGUAGUCAUUUAAGAUGCAUAUUUAUGGAUGAAGAACUUUGUUUUAUUAAACGACUGCUUCUUUCCUUA